AUGUCCAAUUCGCUUACAUUAGAGCUCCCCUGGGUCGAGAAAUACCGCCCACACAAGCUUGACGACAUAGUGGGAAACGAAGAGACCGUCGAGAGGCUCAAACUUAUCGCCAAUGAUGGGAACAUGCCGCACAUGAUCAUUUCGGGACUCCCAGGUAUCGGGAAGACUACCUCCAUCCACUGUCUCGCUGUGGAGUUACUUGGAGAGCAAUUGUAUCACCUGGCCACUUUAGAAUUGAAUGCAUCAGAUGACAGAGGUAUAGAUGUAGUGAGAAACAAGAUUAAGCAGUUUGCCCAGACCAAGAUAAGCUUGCCUGCUGGAAGACACAAGAUCAUCAUCUUGGAUGAAGCAGACUCCAUGACACCCGGAGCCCAACAGGCGUUGAGGCGCACCAUGGAGAUAUACUCCAACACUACUAGAUUCGCCUUUGCCUGUAACCAAUCGCUGAAGAUCAUUGAGCCCUUACAAUCAAGAUGUGCCAUCUUAAGGUACAACAAGCUCUCGGACUCGCAAGUGUUGGAGAGACUCUUGGAAAUCGUUAAAGCCGAAGACGUGAAAUACAACUCAGAGGGUUUACAAGCAUUAAUUUUCACUGCCGAAGGUGAUAUGAGACAAGCCAUCAAUAACUUACAGAGUACCGUUGCCGGGUUUGGCUUCGUAAACGACAUCAAUGUGUUCAAGAUUGUAGACCAGCCACACCCGUUGGUGAUCAAGAAGAUACUAUCAUACUGCAUAGUGAACAAGGACAUAGAGCUGGCUAUUGAGUUGUUGGAUGGCUUAUGGAAGAAGGGGUAUUCCGCCAUAGACAUAGUGACGCUGUCGUUCAAGGUAGCGAAGAGUAUUCCGGGGAUAAACGAACAGAAGAGGUUGGAAGUUAUCAAGGAGAUUGGUUACGUGCAUAUGAGAGUUUUGGAAGGUGUAUCUACAUACUUACAAUUGUGUGGUAUGCUAGCAAAGUUGUGUAAGGUUUAG
Dujonia railenensis is the source of this 972-nucleotide messenger RNA. The record is from the annotation of a GenBank genome assembly. Lineage: Eukaryota; Fungi; Ascomycota; Pichiomycetes; Serinales; Debaryomycetaceae.